AAGAUAUAGGACGUAGAGUAAUAGGGUACAGUAAAGGGAAGGAACAGCAUUAAGAGAAGAGAAGGGAUAACAACGUGCGCGUGUGCAAACCACGCCGGGGGUGGUUGGUCGGUCGGUGGUCCGAACUCCGAAAAUCAUACGAUCUUGUCUUUAUUAAAAUUUUGUUCGGCUCCAUUUUAAUUCCUAUUUCAAUCAUCAACAUACACAUCAUUUUAUUUAAACAGACAGUAAAGACAAUACUUGAUUAUUAUUUUAAUUAUCAAAUAAUAAUCGUUGGUUAUCAGUAUUUUUUUAAUUUAUUACAUUUACAUAAAUAAUAAUAAUAAUAAUAAGACUAAGACUAAGAGUAAUAAUUAUUAUAUAUACAUAUAUAUAUAUUUAUAACUAGGAAUUAAUAGGAUUAGUAACGCCGGUAAAGCAGCAGUGUGCGUGUGUGUAAUAAAAGUAUCAGAGCAACAAAGGAAGAACAAAAGUAAGAUAAAAAAAAAGUUGUUAGAUAUAAAAAUAAAAAAACGCCGCGAAAGAAAGAAAGACUGGAGCGCAGAAAAACGCACGCGGUGUCUAUAUAAAAAUGGCGAAGGCGUUUCGCGCGGUGACAGUCUCUACUUUGUCAAACAAUGGACAGUCAACGCCGAAAUACAACAGACCGGUUACACUUAACAUUAACUAUGAUCCUCAAGGACUCAGCAUUGAAUUAUUAUCAGAAGACUUCACUGAAAAAGAGCCAAAACAAUUAUUGGAAUUUCCCAUAACACAUACUACUGAAUGCUCGCGAGUUGCUACUAGAAGUUACGUAUUUACUCUAGAUGCUGAGAGUCUACUUAUUACAUUUUCAAAUGAACCAGAUUUCCGAAACUUCCAUUCCCAAGUGCUAAAACUAAAAAAUGGAAAAGGCAUGUCCGCUUUUAAUGAGAGAACAGAAGACUUAUCAGCGAUGCAGUAUUUUCAAUUCUAUGGCUAUUUAUCACAGCAGCAAAACAUGAUGCAAGAUUACAUUAGAACAAGCACAUAUCAGCGUGCUAUUCUUGGAAACUUGUCAGACUUUAAAGACAAAGUUGUGCUAGACGUAGGUGCCGGAUCUGGAAUAUUAUCAUUCUUUGCAGUCCAAGCUGGUGCUAAAAAAGUAUACGCAGUCGAGGCUAGUAAUAUGGCCAAUCACGCGGAACUUCUUGUCGCCGCAAACAAUCUAUCAGAUAAAAUAGUUGUAAUUGCUGGUAAAAUUGAAGAAAUUGAACUGCCGGAACGUGUCGAUUGUAUUGUCAGUGAACCCAUGGGCUACAUGCUGUACAACGAGAGAAUGCUUGAGACUUAUUUACAUGCUAAAAAAUGGCUAGUGCCAGGUGGAAGAAUGUUCCCUUCGCGCGGUGACCUUCACAUAGCUCCGUUCUCUGAUGAAACACUUUACAUGGAACAGUUUAAUAAAGCAAACUUUUGGUACCAAACGUGUUUCCAUGGCGUUGACUUGUCAUCAUUGCGGAAUAACGCGAUCAAAGAGUACUUCCGACAGCCUAUUGUCGACACAUUUGACAUACGUAUUUGUAUGGCUAAAUCUGUCAGACACGUUGUUGACUUCCAAACUGCUGACGAGACUGAUUUACAUAAAAUAGAAAUAGACGUUGAUUUCCAUAUAUUGGAGAGUGGAACAUGUCACGGUCUUGCAUUUUGGUUUGAUGUUGCAUUUAUUGGUUCAACUCAGCAAGUUUGGUUGAGUACAGCACCAACGGAACCUCUUACUCAUUGGUACCAAGUCCGAUGUCUCUUAGAAAAUCCAUUGUUCUGUAAAAGCGGACAAUUACUUUCUGGAAAAGUUAUUUUGAUAGCUAAUAAAAGACAAUCGUAUGAUGUUACGAUAGAUUUAAAAUUAGAAGGAACGAAUAUCGAAAGUAGCAGCAAUACACUAGACUUAAAAAAUCCUUACUUCAGAUACACUGGUGCCGCGGCACAAUUGCCCGCUGGUUUAAAUAGCACAUCACCUAGUGAAUCAUAUUGGACAACAUUGGAUGCUCAAGGCGCGCGACAAGCUGUUAAUAUGGUCAAUGGAAUGUCUGUUAAUGGUCUAGGUGAAGUUUCAAUGGAUACGGGAGCUGUCAAUCCCAGUAAUUUACUAGCACUAGUGUAAAAAUAACAAAAAAACAAUAAAUUUAUUUGCAUUAUUUGCAAUACUCUACGUGUCAAUUUCCAUAGUUUGAAAUCAAGAUUCAAAAAACGUUUUAUCAAAUGAAUUGUAAUUUUAAUUAUUGGCUCAAUACUUUAAUGAUUGUGUAAUAAGUAGUACGAGUGUGUACUCAUACUCAAUGUAUUUUAUUAUUUAAUAUUAUUAAUUAUUAAUUGAAAACAAAAAAAAAUAAAAUAAAAUAAAAAUGAUGAAGUUGAGAUGAAAUUAUAUUUAAAUUGUAAACAAUGAAAACAACAAAUAAAUCAAUUAAGCAACGCUAGUUAAAGUUUAAUAAUUAAUAAUUGAAAUGAAUGAUACAUAUUUAACAAAUCGUUUCGACAACAGGAUUUAAUUUUACAAA
Molecule: messenger RNA, 2516 nt
Organism: Microplitis mediator
Lineage: Eukaryota; Metazoa; Arthropoda; Insecta; Hymenoptera; Braconidae
Gene: Art4
Product: histone-arginine methyltransferase CARMER
Exons: 7
Coding region: 572-2119 (515 amino acids)
Biological process (GO): peptidyl-arginine methylation
Molecular function (GO): protein-arginine N-methyltransferase activity
Source: RefSeq, a predicted model, not a curated record